AUGUCAUCCAGAAAGGGCAAUCUUCUUCCACCGUCAUAUUAUACCACAAAGAUGUCAUGCUCCGAUAGUCCAUCUGGAAAUUCGUUUCUGGUAGACUCCUUGAUCCACGGAAGGGCCGAGGGAAGCGGGCACUACUACCAAAACAGCGGAGUCUACUUGCAGCCGAGCUCCGAGUAUUCUUAUGGACUGUCUAACUGUGGCUAUUUUUCUGGACUCAAACGGAACGAGAGCAAUUCGCAAAAUGUAGUACCUACUUGUGGGCCAUAUCAAGGCAUGGAAACAUGGCUGGAGACGUCGAGGUCCUGUCGCAUUGAACAGCCUAACAACCAAAUUACCCCACGGUCGUUCUCGCCCACCAUAAAAGAGGAAAACUCUUACUGCUUAUACGAGUCUGAGAAGUGUCCAAAAGACACCAUUACAGAGGACAUAUCGUACUCCCGGCUGACACCAAACUCAUGUCCAUCUAGCAACAAUAACGGUUGUGUUCCGGUACCUGGCUACUUCCGUCUAUCUCAGACAUGCACCACAUCUAAAGGUUUUCCAGACAACCAGUCUGUAUCGACUCGUGCUGCUGCUCAACGCUCUACCCGAUUUGACAGCUCUCUUUCAGCCAUUGGAGCAGAAGCGAGCAGGGAAGAGAACGACGAGCCUCCCACAUGCGCACCAUGUGCCCCGGCAAGAAACAAGGAGCUAAGGGGGUCCACUGGCACCGCUUCAUCUCCCGAACCGCCGGACAGUCCGGAGAAGGCGGUCACUGUUACAAAAGCAGGAGAUUCCAAAAGUGGCAAUACAGCUAACUGGCUGACGGCGAAGAGUGGCCGUAAGAAGCGUUGCCCCUACACCAAACAUCAGACUCUAGAGCUGGAGAAAGAGUUCCUCUUCAACAUGUACUUGACACGAGAGCGUCGCCUCGAGAUCAGCCGCAGUGUUCACCUCACGGACAGACAAGUCAAAAUCUGGUUUCAGAACCGACGGAUGAAGCUGAAGAAGAUGAGUCGAGAAAACCGAAUCCGAGAGUUGUCGGCCAACUUCAGUUUUUCAUGAAGCCUCCUCGCUUUAUAGAUCUCUGGCGCCCUCCUCCAUCAGCUGCAGUG
Messenger RNA from Sinocyclocheilus anshuiensis, 1094 nucleotides. Its product is annotated as homeobox protein Hox-A10b. The coding region runs from base 1 to 1044 and encodes 347 amino acids. Gene Ontology annotation, biological process: regulation of transcription by RNA polymerase II. Lineage: Eukaryota; Metazoa; Chordata; Actinopteri; Cypriniformes; Cyprinidae. The record is from RefSeq and is a predicted model, not a curated record. The transcript has 2 exons. Gene Ontology annotation, molecular function: DNA-binding transcription factor activity, RNA polymerase II-specific; RNA polymerase II cis-regulatory region sequence-specific DNA binding. Gene Ontology annotation, cellular component: nucleus.